Molecule: messenger RNA, 804 nt
Organism: Hibiscus syriacus
Lineage: Eukaryota; Viridiplantae; Streptophyta; Magnoliopsida; Malvales; Malvaceae
Product: chaperone protein dnaJ 6-like
Exons: 1
Coding region: 1-804 (267 amino acids)
Biological process (GO): phosphate-containing compound metabolic process
Cellular component (GO): cytoplasm
Molecular function (GO): magnesium ion binding; inorganic diphosphate phosphatase activity
Source: RefSeq, a predicted model, not a curated record
AUGGAGGCUGAACGUGGCUUACCAUCGUACUAUAAUGUUCUGGGAGUCGAGAUCGAUGCUUCCAUUCAAGACAUCAAGCGUGCUUAUCGAAAGCUUGCAAUGCAAUGGCAUCUGGAUAAGUGGACGAGCACUCAUUCUCUAUUGAGUGAAGCCAAGCGUAAAUUCCAGCAGAUUCAAGAAGCUUAUUCCGUUUUAUCAGAUCAGAGGAAGAGAACUCAUUACGAUGUUGGAUUAUUUGAUCCCGAUGAUGAAGACGAUCAGGGCUUGUCUAAUUUUAUGGCUGAAAUGAUCUCCCUUAUGGCUCAAACAAGGGAAGAGGAGAAAGUUUGCAGCCUGGAGGAGCUGCAGAAAAUGUUGUGCGAUAUGGCACAAGAAUUUCACUCACCGUCGUGGUUCUGUGGACCGUCAUCUCUACUGAGGCACCAACGCCUCAAGAAACCAAAAAGAUCGUCGAGGCGCCUGUUCGAUGGGCACAUCUUUCUUUGCUAUUAUCCUUUUGUAUUUUUUGCUUCCUCUGUUCUUGAGAUCUGGGCAUUCCUUCAAGAUCCUCGAAAAGUUUCUCUUUCUUCAGAACUAGAAACCGCUGUAGUGAUGUCUCCCCCAAUUGAGCCUCCAGCCAAGUCCUUCGACUCUCAAAAUUCUUCACAUCCUCCUUUGAAUGAAAGGUCCCUUUCUUCAAUGACCAGGAGAUCCGUUGUUGCGCACCCAUGGCAUGAUCUUGAGAUUGGACCUGGAACUUCUACGAUUUUUAACUGCGUGGUUGAAAUUGGAAAAGGGAGCUGUGUUCAACUUAAUCUGUGGUGA